GCAGCAUUUCCAAGGUCUUCUCGUGCUUUCAGCUUCCCAGUUAUUGGGUUUAAACCUCAUUGUUGUCAUGCGGCAAAUCUAGAUGGUUUCUUUUGUGAGGUAGCAAUGGACCAGCUGUCAUCCAGUGCCAAAGACAUGCAUCCAAACCUGUCGGCACAGAUUUCAAACAGUCUAUGAAAAAUUGCACAGAUUUGUUUCAAUGGUUUCUGAUGCUUUUGUGGGUUUCCUCCGGAUGCUCCGACUUCCUCUCACAUACAAACGCAUGCAGGUUAGAUGAACUGGAAACUGUAAAAUGUCCGUAAGUGUGCGAGCGGGUGUGAAUGUGCUUGUCUGUCUAUAUGUGGCUUUGCGAUUAGACUGGCGUCCUGUGCAGGGCAUACCCUGCCUCAUGCCCUAUGACUGCUGUGAUGCGCUCCAGCCCCCCCCCCCCCCCCCCCCCCAGUAAAGGAGCUCCCCAGACCCUUAAUUUGAGUAACUGAGUAUAGAAAAAGGAUGGAUGGAUGGAUCCCCCCUCCUCCCGAUGCAUGCACACACACAGGCACGCACAAUUUGUUUCUCUUGAGAUCACGAACACAGCCGUCUGCUUCAGGAGACGUAGUGCUACUUCGGAAUUCACACAGUUUUGUAUACUUCAUAAACGUUGAUACUGCCAAGUUCUAUGAAUAUGACAUUAUGGUAAACAUCCGUUUGCCAUCAUCAGAUUUACAUUUCUUUAUUAUUUCCUUUGUCCAACCACAGUAAGCAGGUAAGCAUACACGUACUGAACAUGAAGCAAUGAUAACUGUAGUCAACCCCUGCCUCCCUCCCCCACCUUCCAGUUCUCUCGCCAAGCCUUCAUGGUCACACUCUUCCAAAGUUGGAUAAAUUUGCACGGCUUUCUCAUAGACACAUAUCAAACAUAGUUGCUAUGGCCUGCAAAGAGAAACUUCACUCCGUGAAAGUGACCAGAAGUUCAUCUGUCUGCCUGAAAACUCUGGAUGUUGACAUUCUAUUGUAUUCUAGGUCCUCUUUUAAUACCAGUAUGCGAUAUGGAGAAUUAGAAAAUUUUGACCGUAAUUUGGAAUAAUCGGGGUGCUCUAAAAGAGAUGGCGGAUGUCCAACUUCCAUCAGUUGUUUCAUGAGAUUCACCGUGUCAACACUGUCAAGAUUCACAGGGUCAAAACCAUCAAGAUACACCACAGCUAUGCCCACCAGAGGACUAUGGAAGGGCAGAGGCAAGGGGAGGUCCAGUGACAAUGAGGAGCAGCCACGACCUGAGGAAAGGCAGGAAGAUCAGCCUAGGUCACCAAGCCCACCUCUCAGUCCAGAUAUCCUGUCUGGUAGCCCAGCCAGAUCCACCACCCCAGCUGUGUCCAGUGAGGAGGGGGAAGAGAUAGAUGUGAGAGGGAGGAGGAAGAAAGGAACACUGGAUGAGUUCCUCUUGAGGUUCACCGAGAAGGAGCUGGACAGGCUGCUGGAGUGGUGGAGGGAUAACCCGUGCUUGUUUGACAACACACGAGGUGACUUUCUUGACAGCAAGAAGAAGCAGAGGUUGAGGGAGGAGAUGGCUGCCAGGAUUGGAAGAGGCUGCACUGAAAAGGAUAUUCAGCGGAAAAUGAACACCUUAAGGACACAGGUGGGAAAUAUCUACAGGGAAACUGGGCCAAGCGGGCAAGGCGUGGAUGGAGUGGUAGACCCAGCCAAGCUGGUUGGCAAGAAGAAGUGGGUGUGGGAAAGAUUGGCUUUUCUUCUUCCUUACAUCAGGACAAAGGAAACACGCAGUACUGCCCAGGGAAGAUUAUCUUCUGUUGUAAUGAGGCAGUGGAGGACCCAAAUAAACAAGAAUAAGCAGAGAGUUCCCCAGUUUGGAGAUGAGGAUGAUGUUGAUGAAGCAGGGGAUGGUGGCCCAUCUACGUGUAGUGAGGAGUUGUCCACCUCGGGAGAUGGUCCUUCAACGGCAGCAUCUAUCGGGAGUCUCAAAACAAGCAACAGCAACUUCAGUCUUAAGCCUGCAAUGAAGAAACCAAAGACUACCAACAAGAUGGACCGCAUGCAGGCCAUGCUUGACAACAACAAGCUGCUGUUUGAGAAAAUUUCACAGAUGUCCAGCCGCAUUGAACAGCCGCCUCCUCCAGCUACACUUGCACCUGAGAUGAAGGAUCCCUUCUUCGCUUUGCUGAAACAGAAGCUUGACCGUCUGCCAGAUGUGAGGAGGAAUGUAGUGCAAGACUAUUUCCUUCGGGUUGUGAUAGAUGAGGUCCACCUCCAUGAGAAUCAACAGCCAUAUCAGCCCCCUACUGCUACAGCUCAGUGGAGACCUACGCAUCCCUAUCAACAGCUGCAGCCGUACUUCAACCAGCAGCCAAGCUAUCAAGCAACAUCACAUCCGUCAUCACUUGCCAGUUAUCCGCAGCAAACCUAUAUUUCUGCUGCUCAGCAGUCAUCUUUUGCCAGUCCGACACCUCAGCAGCCCUUCAUCACUCCGACACCUCAGCAGCCUUUCCCCACUCCGACACCUCAGCAGCCCUUCACUGUUCUACAGCAGCCAUUCUCCAAUCCUCCCUCACAGCAAACACUCACCACUCUGCCAUCACAGGGAAACCUCACUCAGCAACUUCAGUCACCAGUGAUCCCAGCAACUCCUGCUACUUCAACAGCUCAAGAUGCCCCUUCAACAUUGCAAACUGAAUGCUGUGUGAGUGCCGGACCAUCUGCGACAUCUCUCCUAGCGCGUGAAAUCACUUUGAGCCAACGUACAUCAGCAGCGUCCUCUGCUACUGACAUAUACAUGUAAAUGUGGGAAAACUUGCAAAGAGAACUUUGUUGCCUGUAUAGACUGAAAAACAAAACAAGUGCAUUUUGUAAAUAUAAGGUUGUGCACAGAGACUUGCACAUAUAGAGGUAAACCUGUAAAUAUGAUAAUAAAUAAUGUUGAAAGAAUAUUGUUGACAAAAUAUAUUUUAUCCAUUAAAUGUAUUUUCAAUUUAAAUUGUUUAUUUGGAUUACCCUUAAUAUUUGGCUUUUAUGAGGGUGGGAGGCAUUCUUAAACAAAAAAAAAAAAAAAUUCAGAAGGAAAAUUUUUUCCUUUGUAAUGUUUUUUUUCUGAGUUUUAGGUUGUUCAUCCCCCCUUCAACACAUUUUUAACGUGCCCAUUAAGUAAUGGAAAUAUAUUAUAUUAUAUUAUAUACACAGACACUGAGGUAAAAAAGUAUUUAGUCAGCCCCUGAUUGUGCAAGUUCUCCUACUUAGAAAGA
This is a messenger RNA of Thalassophryne amazonica, 3233 nucleotides long. RefSeq lists its product as uncharacterized. NCBI's taxonomy places the organism in Eukaryota, Metazoa, Chordata, Actinopteri, Batrachoidiformes, Batrachoididae. The record is from RefSeq and is a predicted model, not a curated record. The coding region runs from base 1118 to 2773 and encodes 551 amino acids. The transcript has 6 exons.